AUGUGCACAUGGACGCCAGUUCGUGCGGAGCGUGCUGCGGAGGUAGUCGUAUCGUGGAGUCUUCCAGAGGAGCAAUAAUUUUCCUAGCAGCGCUUUAGCGGAUAGAGUUUUCAAAAGAAAAUAGGGUGUACUAACAGCUUCCUCUCCUCAAAAUUCACAGUCGUUAGGUGACCUAGAAACAGUCAGGCCCUCAGUUACACUCCCCUCACCGGACAAUUGAGCACCGAAAAUCCAUUGCGUAAGUCUUGCAGUGUUGUGCAAAAUGCCUGGAGAUGGUCAAGGCAGUAUGAGAUCGGGCAUGUGGUUCCUGCUCAGCAUUCCAAAGGAAGACACCGAAAAUGCGGCACGCUCAUGCGCUCACAGCCGCGCGACUUUAUCAGAAGAUGACGAUCGUGAGAACUUUUGCGAUAGCAAGGAACAUCUUACUUUGAAGGAGGCACUGGAAGAUUGUCUAGAGUCAUACGGAAUUCGUAAUGCCAUCUGGAAUGCAACAGCCCAAGACAAAUUCUAUCAGGUGUCCUUUCCGUAUGAAAGCGGAAAACCAACGGAUUGCAUCCUUAGCGACCUGACAUCUCGUGGAAUUGGUUCGAAAUAUGACUCAACUAUUGGUGUGUUUCCAUGUCCAAUAUUCUAUAGAGCUGUUGAACCAGAAAGUGAUGAUGAGGAACAAAAAACGGUAGCCGACGUUAACUAUGAAUCAGGGGAUGAAGCAAAAAAGGAAAAAGAGAAGGAGAGUGGGUUUCGAUCAAUGCAGAAGAAGUUUCUGAAGUCAGUGAAGGCACGCCUUACAGUUGCUCAGGUUGUUGCAGGUGUCAAGGCUCAGGGAGAGCUCACAUUUGAUUUUGUCGCGUUCAUAAUUCUUGCAGGCAUGAUUGCUGCCCUUGGCCUGAUGGACAACAAUGUGGUCUCAAUAAUUGCUGCAAUGUUGGUAUCACCUCUUAUGGGUCCCAUAAUGGCAAUCACAUUUGGCAUCAUAGUUCGUGACACAGCUCUCACCAAACUUGGCUUGAAGACAGAGCUGAUUGGUCUCUUCAUCUGCCUGCUCUUUGGUUUCUUCUUUGGCCUUCUGAAUGCUUUCUGGGGUGAUAUACCACCUUACGAAGGUUCCAGCUGGAGUCCGUCACGAUGGCCCAACCCCGAGAUGAGCUCUAGGGGUCACUGGAGAAGUCUCUGGGUAGGGUCCCUGGUGGCCCUGCCAUCAGGUGGUGGCGUUGCCAUGGCAAUUCUAGGCGGGAAUUCUGCGUGCUUGGUGGGCGUAGCCAUCUCUGCCUCUCUCCUCCCACCGAUCAUCAACAGUGGAAUCCUGUGGUCACUGUCUGUGGUGAAGGUGUUCAAGUCAAUGACGCAAGACCCAAUUGAGGUCAACGUAACAGGAACUACCCUGACAGUGUCCCCGGCCUUCAUAGCACCGCUGGACUACACUCCUUACUACUUCGACAAGUACAGCAUGCACAAGGAGUGCGCACUGUUGGGAGUCAUCUCCUUCUGCCUCACAGUGGUCAACAUCCUCUGCAUCAUUCUCGCAGGAACGCUUGUCCUUAAGAUCAAGGAGAUUGCACCUGCUAAAAGCCUACAAGGUACUAAAAGGUUCUGGAAGCAUGACAUUAAGGUUGCGAGAGACUACAACAAGACCCUGGGCGGUGCAGCGGCAAGCAACAUGGGCAAACUCAUUGAAGAGUGGAAGAAACUGGAUGGUAAGAGUGGAGAUCCAGCUUCGCCUAGCAGAAAUCUCCAAGACCUGCAGAACAUGAUAGAGGAGGCAGAAGAUGACGAUGUGUACCAGACAGUUGUGCAGCAGCUGGCCAAUCGUCCUCCACCGAUGAACAUGGUGCGCUACCUGUCGAGGGCAUUGUCCACACCUGAGCAGCGAAAAGAGCACCCUGGUGGAGGCCGCAUGAGUGUUUGGGAACUGGAGAGCCUGCUUGGCGGGGAGCCGUCAUCUUCGCAGACAAAGCCCAGAGUCACUUUCCAGCUCAAGCGUAGCAAGUCAGAAACCACGGAAGCAGAUUCCUCGCCAAACCAUGGAAAGCAGCCAGGUCGCAAGAGGCCGGGUUUCUUUCCAUUUCGUCGUGUGUCACGAUUCCAAGUGUCAAGAGUGGACGAAGGUACCAGGCGGCAAGAACCCCUGCUGAGCAGGAUGAGAAAGCUCUACCACAGCUCAGAAUCACCUUCGUAACCACAAUCAUACAAACACAUUGUCCAUCUUGUGAGCUACACGCACUAAGGGAGCCUGAUGGAGGUUGUCUCCGCAGAGUCAGCACAAGUUGCUAUUGCAUUGGUGGCCUGAGUGGUGUCUGCUGUUGUGUCCACCAAAAUCUCAGAGCUUAUGUGUUUUCAUACUAUGUUGCCCUGAUAUUGAUCUCUUUGCAAGAUUCUUACAACACUGUGUCGCUGUUCUUUUACAUCAGGUAAAUCGCACAUGAACAGCGACAUUUGGUACAUAAUGCAGAAAGCUGGGCCAGUUGGAACUUAGACAUCUGAGGCAUUUCCAGCACUUCAGAGAAAAAAAAAAAACACCGCGAAGAGAGAAAAGAUCACAGUACAGGAAGGGUGCUGGUCUUCAACUGGCUUUAGUGCAUUGGAAACUACACUCUAAGAUAACACGUGGAAAUAUAAUCAAAUGCUCAGAACAUGGCGCAUACGUCAGACCACUUGUCACACACAUGUAGUACACACUUGUUGGCAUAGAUAGUCAUUCCAUGAUAGAUAGCCAGUGUCCUUCUUCCUCUGUGAUAUUUUCUCUGUUCUAUGGUGUUUCUUCUUUGAUGCAAUUCGCACUCUUUUGGAACUCCACCCAAUUUGCGGUAUGUCUGCCUGUCUUAAUGUCUAUCCGCGUCUAGCCUCUUUCACGCGAACUUGAAUCACUGGGUAGUUCACGUCUAAUGGAUGGAACACGAGCUGCUGUGCUGAGUGAACCAAAUUUGAAGCCAACCAUAGGACCCAAUUGGGGCACUGUAGACAGUAAAACCUCAAUAUAAUGAACAUUAAUAUAAUGAAUUAUCGGAUAUAACGAAUGUAUUUUCGUAUCAGGUGUGACUUCAAUAUAACAAGGUUCAACUGUAUGUGCCAUUGGUUAUGUUCCGGUCUUCAGUGAUAAUUAAAAAAAAUAUUUCUCUGGUGCUCGGUGAAAUGGAACCUGUGUCACAUAUAUUCAGAUAAUCUUGUCCGAAUAAAUAUUCAUACAGGCACCACGCGUAGACUUCGUGGUCACGCCACAAGAUGGUGCAGCGUUUUCUUGAGUGAAAGCGCAAGAGAGGAGCUCAGCUGCAUGCACGCCUCAUACAUGACGUGUUUCGGCAGCGGCAGUAUGCUGUAUCACUACAUUGCUUCAUUGCUAAUUGCAAUAACGUCGGCAUUCAUAAUGAGAUGGGUCCUGUUGGAUUUUAAGCACGAAAUGCUUUUAGCUCCCGUUGUUGGCGACCUUCAAGAGACCUUAAGCAAAAAUCCAGAGCCGUUAUCCAGGCAGUCAUGACGAGAAUGGGUGGGAGAACGAGACGAGAACCUGCGAGAACAUCCGGGCAUCGUUGUGAGAGAAUAACGAGAUAAUCUGGGCAACCAGUCAAAACUUAAGAAAAUGCAGUCUAUGGCCCCCAACCCCCUGUACAGGACCGCAUUACAGACGCUAGUUACUGCCCAAAAAAGUUACAAAAAAAUAUUUCUUCCGAUUUAUUCCUAAUGUUUGUUCCCAAUAUCACUCAAGCUGUAACUAAUAGUACGCUGAAGUUUAAUUUGUCAUUUCCAGUAGCGACGCUCGAAAGGCAGAUACAGUGCACCACACAUCUUUUGGUGCUGCGAUUUGAACGCCAGUGGUCCAUGAGUUGUGAGCAGUCCACGACUAGAAGAAAAAGCAGCGACAGACGCUGAGCGCGCUGCACUGUUGGAAGAAGAAAAGCGGUUUAAGGUGGUGGCACCACAGGUAGCAAAAGACCAAGAAAGUUUAAAACCCCCUUGCAGAAGACGCCAUAUGGUAGCCAUUCAUGCUUACGUCUACUCUCGAUUACGGGGGAGUCAGCAUUUUUAUUUUACCCUUAGGUGCUGGAAGUGUCUCGAAUGUAUUUCUCAUGUUCUGGGUGUUAUGUUUUGUUGAAACAUCUGCUGCAGAUAAACAGUGGUCAAACGAAAGAUGCCAACAAUAAGACUUAUCUUUGUCAAGAACGAAGACAUGUCUCCUUGUCGAAAUGUUGGCUACAGCCUGGGAAAUUCUUUUUUCCUGCCAUUUUUGAUAACUUUAAGUCUCCAUCAUCCUGUGAAUCUAUCUUUGGAGUGCUGUGGAUAUGUUCUUGUUUGAAAAUCCCUUGGCAGUGGUGUAGCUUGCCUCCAUACAGUUAAAACUCAAUAUAAAAAAUGUAAAUUUAAAUAGAUUGAUUAUUCAUUUUUUAAUAAUUUUCAUCACAGUUCUUAACCAAGUCCUCAGUAAGCUUAUUCACAUGCACCGAACAUUGGCGAAGCUUAAUAACCACGAUUUUCUUAACAAAGUUUUUGUCUAAUAGUAAUAUCUCAGUAUACUGAGGUUUAAUUUAAGUCCAGUAUGUCCGUGGACAUACCCGAGUGCAGUGUCAAGCAUUCAACAGGCACCUUUGUUGCUCUUUGGAGAGCUAAUCUAAAAUUCCUAGUCAUGUUAAUUUUGUAGAAUUCUGAUGUAGGUAAUAGAGAGAUUUAGCUUGUCCGUAACCUUCUUAACAUUUAUGGAUUACUAGGAGGACAUACUAGUUCUUUUUAAUACUAGCUGGUUAGUGUACAGGGUAUGUGCACUAUGAUCUGGCCAAUCUGUUCAAAGAGCUGCUGCAAAAAUCGAUGAAAGUGCACAGUCAGUAGAUCAUUGCAAAAGUGGGCACAGUACUGAGAGAAUAUGCCUACCAUGGCAUGCCACAUUUGAAAGUAUUAUAGCAUGAUUGUGAAUAUAGUGUGCGAGCCAAUUUUUUUAGGUUUGAUUAAGAAGGAAAAAAAAAAUGCUAUCACGAUUUUAAUGUGCUCAUGACACUGCAGGCAAUUAAUAAUCACAGCUUGCGUCUUACAGCUAUGACAUGCAUGAGUACCUUUGAAACAGGUGUCCGUAAGAAAUUCAUUCAUGCGAUUCAUUUCCUCUGGUCAGCUUUUUACUGUCCAUGGCUGACACUAGCUAAGAAGGAUGGUGGGCUCUUGUUAACCUUGAUCUUCUGCUACCAUUACACUGAACCACAUCACUUUGUAUUUCAGCUGCAUGGCGAUCGUGCUUGAGGCAUGAGCAAGUUUUAAAGCUCUGAGGAGGUAGCAUUGGAAAUACCGGGAUUCAGUUAUACAGAAAACGAGUUGUCUUCACCAAAACAAGUACUCAUCUUUGCCUUCCGUCUGGGCCUCAAAACUCCUUGUGUGAGUUCGUUGCCAACAUGUGGAGUACAGCUUCCACUCCUCAGUGCCCUGCCUUGCACUAGGCAAUUUAAACCACAAACAAUUUGAUUGAAAGAAAGUCAAAGAAGUUGCACACUGUAGCUGUAGAAGUCGAAUUAAACGUAGGCUUGCAGAGCCCUGGUUGCAGCUUCUCAUGAUAGUAUAGUGCAAAGAUGGUAUGCUGUUGCCAGCCCAUAACGGUUAGGUUAGGUUAGGUAACCAAUGAUGCAUUGUCACUGCAGACUACAGCGUAACUGCUGUUUGCUUUGUAUGAUCUGCAUUUGCCGAAGGUUACUCAGAUCUCCGUAAUCUUUUUUUUUUUGUUUUCUUACGAAGUUGUUUUUGAAAAAAUCAUACAGCUGGUUACUUGCUGGACAGUUCGUAUACAGUAGCUAUAAAAUACAUGUGUGAUCAGUCCCUGCACCACAUUUGUCGGUGGAGAUGUUUAAGUCGCAGAGAUGGAGUAAGUUCCUUUUGUGCCCGAGCUAUUCAUGUCAGUUGAUAGUGCCAUCCAAAGGCACUAGCAUCAGAGUAUUCGGGCCAUCUCCUGUCGUAUCUGCGUAAUUACGGCGCUGGCUCUCUUUAUCGCGCAUGUGUCAUACAAAGAAGCCAAACUUCAAGAGAUGCUAGAAUCUAGAGUCAUGCUGGGAAGAUGAAUGUAGGGGGAUGCAGGAGAGUUGAGCAUCCCUUCAAAGUCCAAAUGCACUUUUUUUUUUUGCAUUUUUUCAUUGAUACAGUACUUACUGCAUUUAUUUUCGUCUUGUUUGCACACAAUUUUAACCUACAGAAAGUUGCUGUCAGCACAUGGGAAGCCUUUGCAUAAUGAAAUUUAGUAUUCUUUUUGAAAUGCUUUUUCAUGACUGUGUACUUCAAGUUUUUUUAAUUAGAGGGGAUUAGAGGAGGGGAAUUGGUUGGUAGUGUAUUACUGAUUUUUUUAAUGUGUGUGUUUUCUUCUAAAUACAUUAUUGAUAGCUGUUUCUGGUUGUGCUUAUAUUUCUGCUCGUCUGUCACGUUUUUAUGGAGAUGGAUGGAAUUUUACAAAAACUGCCACACUGAAGAGGCUGUGGGAGGAGUGUCCUUAGAAAAUUAUGUUUGAAAAACUGGCGUGCUUGAUAAGCUACUGUUAGACUAGUGCUUUAAGAUGCUAUGAUAUUGAUGUGCUUGAAGCAGUGUUCUUACAUUAUCAUGGCAGUUUGCAGGAUUGUCGGAAUAGCAGCAUAGUACUUAUCUGUUUGUAGUAUGUGGGCAAAUUAAAUUGCACAUAAUGGGUGCAUUUUCAUCUGUUUUGCACAUCACCUCAUGUUUUGUUUUAGCAGUGAACAGCUUUGUUUUGCAGUCAUUUUAUAUGUAUGAUUGUACAUUUUUUUAUUUGCAGACUGGUCUGAUGCAUUUGUUGACUACCUUUGGGAUUUAAUGCCUCUAGAAUAGUCUGUUGUUAGUCGCUUUUUCAUAGAAGUGCCCAAGUCUAUUUUGAGUUCUGUCUGCAUGACUGUUCAGUUUUGUUUUGCAGGUUAUUGACUGCUGUUUUGUUGAAUACUGUUGAAAUUUGCUUGAGGAACACUUCCCAUCAUUGUUAAAAACUGCAUGCAACACUGUGGGUUAGGUUGUUUCCCUAUGAAAACAAAGUAUGGAAUAGGCAUUGCCAUGUUUGUUGUUGAAGAUAUUUUUGUGCAGGUAGUCAGAGAGCCGUUCAAGUUUUAUUGUGGCGUGAUCUUACUGUGCUAAGCAGUUGCAAGGUAGGAAGCUGGAAUGUGGUUGUUGUAAUUUGGCAAGCUGCUUAUGUUAGGAGGUGUCCAUAAUAGAAACUAACAUCACGCACGAUGCAGCAGUGAAGAAGCUAGACUCGUGGGGAGAGCUAGCGCACAUCUGUUUGCACUCAAUGAAAGUGACUUUAACGCUCAGUGGAGCAUCAUCCCUAUUUGCAUUCAUGUCCAAUGCGCACACUCCUGUCUAGACAACAGUAAUACAGCAGUGGUUGCUCGGCUUAUUGGGCAGUACGAAGGCAUAAGAGGCAUGGCCCAAUAAAACCAAGGCAAGUCCUUCUCGUCAGCUUAUCAUUGCUGAGAAAACUGAAGUUUGCCAUGCUGCUGCAAGAGAACAGAUGAGAGCCUAUCAAGGGCAUCACACAGCAGAACUUGCACAUUGGUGAUGCUUGUUUGAGAGUGCAUUGAGAGAGUUUGAGGUCGGUGAGAUUUGAACAAGAGGUGAAGAGGUAGCUGAGUAGAUGUGAUUGCUGAGGUGCAGAACGUGGGUUGCCUAAGAUACAGGCUUGCAGUGCAGUAUUGAAAAGUGAGUGAGAAAAGGAGUGUGUCUUUAUUUGCUCAUUUAUCUCACUCCUAUUUCCAGCAGCAGCAUAUUAUGUUGUUUUCAGUCGCAUUGUUAUAUUUUGCUGGAUUCUCCUUGCAGAAAAUACAUUGCUACUGAUUUUAAUGUUUUGUAAACUGGAACAGCAGCUUCUUGCUAUCUCGUUCAAGUGCUGAAAGAGAUGCCCAAUAGAAACUCUAAAUAAGCCUAGACUGGCGCAUCAGAGUAUUUUCUGGCCUGCAAGCUAUCCAUGCACUGUGCUGACUGUUUGCAAUCGCACACUGAGCCGGGUAUUUGUUUUCAAGGUUGCUCAUGGCAUGUCUGGGAACUGGUAUUGCAGGCUGUCUCGAGUUCACCAAUUUGAGACAGCAUUUCGACCUCUUGUAACUUUUUGUGGGCAGCUUUGUGCUUGGGCUCACACAGUAGCAACAUUGAUCAAAGCUGCCAUUGCUACACUUGCAUUUGUGGCGUUACAGGUGAAAGAUAACAUUGUUUGCAGAGUGUCCAGAAAAAACACUACAGAUUGGCUUGCAUAUGAUCCAUUUCACAGCCAUUACGCUAUGCCUGUCUGGAAGGGCCAUCAAAUGCUUUAGAAAGAUACACGGGGAAGGGGGAGGAACAUUAUUAAGUGUAUCAAUCUCUCACAUCAUGCUACAUAUGAUAGAUCUCUCUUGCAUGAAGUUGUCGCUUAUAUAUAAUAGACUUUGGACAGCAAAAUGACGUGUUUAAUUUAUUUGUCUGUGCACUAUGCUCGUCACAGUGUCUAUGCAUGGUCACAUGUCACAUUUUCGGGUGGGCUAUGCUCUAUUAUGGCUUGAAAUUGCUCAUGUGUGAUCUCUCUGUGGUCAUGGCUUCGCUGCAUAUUGUUCUUGCUAUUAAGGUGCUUAAAGGCCAUAAAAGUAGGCAUGGGGAAAGUGCCACAGGUAUAUUUAUGUUUUCUAGAAGCGAACAUUGCCUUGUCAUUUGAAUGGUAAUGCGAUGGAUGCACAUCACGGACGAUGCAGUUGCCAGCAGAAAUACAAGGCUGCAUCCACUUGCACCUUUGCUGCAUUUGUGUGCACAUGCAUGCACAUGCACACAAGUGCAUACAUAGCAUAACAAAGCAUGUGGACAGAUGCAGUGAGGUACAAAACAAUAGAAUAUCACUGGUCUAGUAUUGUGGAUGCUACAUGCACUGCACUGGGUGUGAUGCAGUGCUUUUGCAGAGACUAGGAGAGAGGCAAUCCAAAGAAGCACCUGCGUCUGCGUAAGCCAUUACUGUGCCCCUGUAAUACCACUUGACUAGUCAAACAACAAUACAACUGAACGCCGAUAUAUUGAACCCACAUAUAACGAAUUAUUGUGUAUAUAUAACGAACAGCAGUAAAACACCCUUGAAAAGCUUUUCAUAAAAUUUUUAUUUUAUAUAUCGAAUUACCUAUAUAUUGAACUUCUUUGUGAUCCCCUUCAGAUUCAAUAUAUCCGGAUUUGACUGUAUGAUAGACACUGAAAUAACAAGUUAUUGGUUAAAAGAAGUGAAUAAAUAGUGUUUUUUACUGAUAUUAGCAUGCAACAAAUAUAUGCUUAUAAUGAAUAUCAGAUAAGACGAAGUUAUUUUUGCCUCGCAUGCAACUUGAUUACAAUGAGGUUCGACUGUAAGUGAACAGGUAGCCUGUACAAAUGUCGGUGAAAGAAAUGGUAGCAUUUGUGCGCAUUUGUUGCCAAUAUGACAAACCAAUAUCAGUGGUGCUACGGCAUGAUCUGAACUUGGCUGUCGCAGCAUGUAUGUGUAAUGCUAACACAACGACAACAUGUGUUCAGUGUGGCACGAGGGGAUAGUGAUGUGCGUGUCUUGCGUGUAGUAGAGUUUGUAGCUGCAGAUCCUCCAUGCGGAAACUGUGAUGUUCUUGUAGCCGACAUCCUGGUAUGGCAUUGUUCAACUUGCGAUAGAUGGGUUGUGCUGUGUGUGAGGACGCAAUGCAUUCAGUCUGUGUAUGUCAGCCAUUUCUCCUUUGGCAUCGUAGACUUAUGCGUCAGUGUGUUCUGUGGAUAACGUACUUAGGUUGUAGUGUAACAAGCACAAGAAUUUACUGAUGUGCUCUGUGAUGGUGCUCGUGCCUUAUACACUUGCCUUUAGAGCUGCAAUUUUUUCUAUUUCUUUACAUGUGAGGAUUUAUAGUCAUAAUCACUUUAGAGAUAUUUUUGUUGCUUUGUUUUAAAAGUAAGGAAUGCAUGUACGCUUGGCAAAUUCUUGUUGUUAUUGGAGAGUUUUAGAAAUAGCAGACGCAGAAGGGUUUUCUAUACAAUAUGAGUGCAUCCAAAAGGGAUAUUAUUGCACCCAAAAAUUAACUUCUGGCUUAGUGUUUGUGGUGAACUCAAACUAUUUUGCACAUAGAGCAGAUAAAGUAUAUCUUCUAGCUUUGGGAUCUGCUACUUCAAAAACACUCCUUAAUUUAUUGCAAUAAAAUUUGACAUUUUUGCCAUUGCAGAGUUUGGGUCUUACACGAAUAAAAAUUGAAAUGUUACAAG
Messenger RNA from Dermacentor silvarum, 10179 nucleotides. RefSeq lists its product as uncharacterized. The coding region runs from base 263 to 2176 and encodes 637 amino acids. NCBI's taxonomy places the organism in Eukaryota, Metazoa, Arthropoda, Arachnida, Ixodida, Ixodidae. The transcript has 20 exons. The record is from RefSeq and is a predicted model, not a curated record.